AUGUUUCAGGAACCAUCUGCUGAAGAACAACCCAAGAAGAAAAAAGCAGCUGAUGUGUUAAAAUUCAAAGGGAAGAAGCAAUAUUCGAAACCAAAGUCCAAUAAGUUUAAGAAGACUAUCGAGCCAGUUAUCAAAGAAGAAGAUGAAGUUGUUAAAACUGAAUAUGAGGAGACGGAUACUGAAGUUCAAGAACCAAUUCAAGAUACAUUUUAUGAUCACAGAGGAAAUGUUGAUGAUGUUGAUCAAAUGAUGCAUGACAAUCCUUCUGUUUCACCACGAAGGGAUGCCUCUAUCAAGUCGAAUAUCGAGGAGACAAACAACCUGGAUGUCACCGUGAACACAGAUAAUGUGGAAGAAACAUCAAGAAAAGUGAAACACCUUUGA
Lactuca virosa is the source of this 384-nucleotide messenger RNA. The record is from the annotation of a GenBank genome assembly. Lineage: Eukaryota; Viridiplantae; Streptophyta; Magnoliopsida; Asterales; Asteraceae.